Myxocyprinus asiaticus (Chinese sucker) is the source of this 7649-nucleotide messenger RNA. Its product is annotated as pleckstrin homology-like domain family B member 1. Gene Ontology annotation, biological process: regulation of microtubule cytoskeleton organization. NCBI's taxonomy places the organism in Eukaryota, Metazoa, Chordata, Actinopteri, Cypriniformes, Catostomidae. The coding region runs from base 292 to 4575 and encodes 1427 amino acids. Gene Ontology annotation, cellular component: basal cortex. Gene Ontology annotation, molecular function: protein binding. The transcript is spliced from 23 exons. The record is from RefSeq and is a predicted model, not a curated record.
GAGACAAGGAGGCGAUUUCUGUCCCUGUGCUUGGUAUAGGAGAAUCUGCUUUGAGACUGUGAUGGUUGGGUGUGUGAACGUGUGCGAGGGAGAACCUCAUAAUUACUGGACUGUCUGCACCACACAUAGCAUCUCUGUACCAUCCUCGCAUUGGACUACAUCCAACUUUUUAAUGUUUUCUCUGUAAGGACAGGAGCCAUGUGUUUGCCUACAGAGAGUCUUCUUUAGGUUGCCAGAAAGCUCUAACAGGACCCUUGUGUGUCAGAUCGAGUAAGUGACAACGCGCUGGUCAUGGAUAGUUUGAACCGAAAUCUUCCCGUUGGGCAUCAGUCUCAUCAAGUGCUGCAGAGCACUCCAUUGGACUUGAUUGAGACUGGGAAAGGGCUGAAGGUCCAAGCAGAACGUCCCCAUUUGGUCAGUCUAGGAAGUGGCCGCCUCAGCACGGCCAUCACCCUCUUGGCCCUGUCUGAAGGCAAGACUACUCUGGGUCAUGGAGCCAUGGACAUCAACAUUCAGGGCCCAGGGAUUGCAGCUCAACAUUGCUUUAUCGAGAACAAGGCUGGAGUCAUCACUCUGCACCCCUGUGGAAACCAGUGUAGCAUGGAUGGACUUCCAAUCACCAAGCCUGUUCGCUUGUCUCAAGGCUGUAUGCUGUGUUUCGGCCAGUCCGCCUUCUUCCGCUUCAACCACCCUGAGGAAGCUUUCCGAAUGAAAAGCAUGUUGCCUGAGGGAGGACAGACAGCCAGUUUGAAAAACUGGACCCACACAGAUUCUGAGAACCUGGUCAAUGAGAAUCACUUGUCUGGAGCGCCAGAAUCCCACCCAGUUUCCAACGAGAGAGUGCGUCCAGAGCACCGUGCCAUUGUCAGUUCCAUUGAGAAGGACCUUCAGGACAUUAUGGACUCGCUAGUCAUGGAUGAUCCUCAACCAUCUUCCUCUGAAUCAAAGAAGCCCCCUGGUCAGCCCAUCUCCAAGUCCCCUCUAUCCCCCAUGUUAAAUGGAGGUGGCCGCUUCCUUCUCUCUCCUCCAACGAGCCCUGGUGCUAUGUCUGUGGGCUCCAGUUACGAGAACACCUCCCCUCCUUUCUCACCUCUUUCAUCCCCAUCGGCUGCCAGCAGCGGCAGCUACACAAGUCUCUCGCCGAGUGGUUGUCAGGACCAGAUUCACACGCUUCCUCCUGUUCCAGUGAGGUCCUCCAGCUACAAUUACACCAGCCAGCCACCCAUACCUCAGCCACGGACCAUACUGCCCAAUUAUUCCAGUAGCAACAGUGGGUCAAAGGUGCCUGAGAGUCCCAGACUUCAGAGAAAGGCUCUUUUAGAAGCACCGCCAAGCCCAAAGCCAGCCCGUAGAGGAUUGAACCAUGACAACUCAGUGGCUAGAACCCCAGACAGCCCCAUACAGACUCACAUUCUGCCCUCUGUCUCCAUCUCUACCACUCCAACUGAUGCUCCAUCUGUCAGUCGGGUGCAAGUUCCAGGUAGCCCCAGACUGACCCCCAAAUUCUCCACUGCAUCCCCAACUUCUUCACCCUCUAGUCCCAGAACUAAAGCUGCCAUUGUCCUCCAGAAACGGCCCUCAAGUCCUUUCCGGGAGCAGCCUCAGCAAGACCAUUCCUUGACGUCCAGCCCACUCUCACCACCCUCACGAUCUUUUCAGCCCCCCUUGGACCCCAUUGUACACAUCAUACAGGGUGGACCUCCACACCCGCGUGCUUUACAACCUCCAGAAAGCCCGCGGCUGGCCCGCAGGAACCUUGAAGGGAGCAGCAUGAGGGAACUUCCUCCUCUCAGCCCCUCCAUAGCUCGUAGGGGGGUUCCUGUGCUCCCUGGAGCUCUACCGGGAACCCUGCGUACCCCAGAGAGCCCAUCACCAAGACUGGUCCCAGAGAGCCCCAGACUCAGACGGAAAGCGGGAUCUCCUACAGAAGAACAGUUCAGUCCUCGUGUAAUGCGCGCUCGCAGCCCAUCGCCCACCUUGGAUGGGCGGAAGGGCAGUUUUGGGAACUCGCUGUCUUCGGCCUUCAGUCUAGGCUCUCUGCCUGGAUCAUCACCUCGAUCCAGUCCCAGGAGCCACAGGAAGAUGUCAGCGGGUCACAAGGACAUUCGAAUUCCUCACCCGGGCAUGAGGGACCGCAAAAACAGCAUCACAGAGAUUAGCGACAAUGAGGAUGACCUGCUGGAGUACCAUCGGCGCCAGAGAGAAGAGCGACUUAGAGAACAGGAAAUGGAGAGACUGGAACGACAGCGGCUGGAGACAAUCUUGAACCUCUGUGCGGAGUAUAACAAGGGUGACGGGCCGGCGGGUGAUCUGGCCAGGAUGGGCAUCUCUGGGCUUGACUCAGGGGAGGGGCUUAAUGUCAGACAACCUUCCAUGGACAGUGUGAGCAGCACUUCCUUGAGGGUGGCACAGAGACAUCGUGAGAGCCAAGAGGAGAACCUGAAGCAGGACUGCAAUAGCACUGAGAGUGCACAGCAGGAUAGACAGGCCCCAACAGUUCUGCUGAACGGACAGAAUGGACAGUCUGAGGACUCUCCAGGAUCUGGCAGCAUCAGCCGUCUGGAACUGGGCUACCUGGAAGAGGAGAGGGUUCAAGUGCUGGCAAAGGUAGAUGAGCUUAAAGCUCGAAUUACAGAACUGGAGCAGCAACUUCAGGAGUCCAAACAGGAGGUGGAGAUGGAGAGAGCUCUGCUGCAAGGAGAGAGAGAGGCUGAGCUGGAGCAAAUCGAGGCCGAGACGGAGAUUAUCAAUCAGCUGCAGCACAAACUCAGUGAACUGGAGAGCACUUUCCAGAGAGAGAAAGACAAGGCAUGCCAUUCUGCACGAUGGCCACUCAAGACCCAUUCUGGUCUCUAUUGCCAUCCCCAGGAGAGGGCUAAUGUUGACAACGAGCGGGAAGCCCUGGAGAGGCUUCAGGAUGGGUACAAUGAGUUGACGAGCCAGCUUCAUAACUGCCCUGAGUCUCUGAGGGAGCAGUUACAGGAACAACUCAAGAGGGAAGCAGAGACUCUUGAGGCUGCAACUAAGCAGUUUGAGGACCUUGAGUUCCAGCAGUUAGAGAAGGAGAGCAGUCUAGAAGAAGAACGAGAGACAAUCAGCCAGCAGCUGCUUCAGGACAGAGCACAGUACCAAGGCAGUGUGGCCAAAAGAAAGGAAAAGGUUGCAGCCCUGGAAAGCCAGGCCAGUCAGUAUGGUAUGCAAGCCGCUCAGGAGUGUGAGAGGCUAGCCAAAGACAGAAGUAUCACCUUUCAGCUGCUACAGAAGGAAAAGGAGAGGUUGGCCAAUCUGGAGAGGAGAUACCAGAGCUUAACAGGUGGAAAGACUUUUCCAAAGAGCUCCAUCACUAUAAAGGAGGUGUACCGCUCCCGUCUAGACAGUGAUACAAGCCAAUCUUCAUUGAGACCUAAAGUCACCGCUGGCCUGUCCCCCACAUACACCACAGCUACACUCGGACGCAACACUUCUGCCAGGAGUCCUCUGAUGGUAGCCAACAGCACGGGGAGUCUCCCACGCAACCUGACAGCCACCCUGCAGGACAUUGAGACCAAAAGGCAGCUGGCCCUUCAACAGAAAGGCCAGCAAGUUAUCGAGGAGCAGCGGAGGCGUUUGGCCGAGCUGAAGCAGAAAGCUGCAGUGGAGGCGCAGUGCCAGUGGGAGGCGCUCCAUGGCUCCCAGACGCAGCUCAACCAUCCCUUCUCCUCCAAUGCCGCCCCGGCUGUGCACCACUCCAUUCUCCAUCACACAGCACCCUCUGCUGGAGAACCAGCAUAUGACACCCUCAGUCUGGAGAGCUCGGACAGUAUGGACACUAGCAUCUCAACGGGAAACAACUCGGCCUGCUCCCCUGACAACAUGUCCAGUGCUAGUGGUAUGGAUGCUCUGAAGAUUGAGGAGAUGGAGAAAAUGCUGAAGGAGGCCCACUUGGAGAAGGCUCGACUCAUAGAGUCCAGAGAGCGAGAAACUCAUACCCGUAAACUGAUGCUGGACGAAGAGAGAAGGAGAAGGGAGGAGGCUGAGAAGAGACUGCAAGAGGAGACAACACAUAGGCAGCAGCUCAUAGAGAAGGAGGUGAAGAUGAGGGCCAAAAACUUCUCUCAGGCCCGUCCUAUGACACGCUACCUGCCCAUUCGCAAAGAGGAGUUUGACCUCCGUUCCCAUAUCGAGUCCUCAGGUCACAACGUGGACACAUGCUACCAGGUCAUUCUCACCGAAAAGAUGUGCAAGGGCUAUCUCAUCAAGAUGGGAGGCAAGAUCAAAUCCUGGAGGAAGCGCUGGUUCGUCUUUGAUCGCCUUAAAAGGACGUUUUCUUACUACGCCGAUAAACACGAGAGCAAACUGAAAGGCGUCAUCUACUUCCAGGCCAUCGAAGAGGUUUACUAUGAUCAUCUACGCAGUGCCACAAAGAAAGGAUUUUUCAAUCUGAAUUUGACAAACAGUCCCAACCCCUCCCUGACAUUCUGUGUGAAGACCCACGACAGACUUUACUACAUGGUUGCGCCCUCUGCAGAGGCUAUGAGAAUAUGGAUGGAUGUGAUUGUGACAGGAGCGGAGGGCUACACGCAAUUCAUGAACUGAGAUACAAAAAAAUAUUAAUAAUAUAGCUGCUCGCUGACCUAGACGUCAAAAAGAAAACUGUUUGGCAGGGAGACUUCAAAUGACCCAGACCUGUUAUUCCCGAUGAAAGACUCUAUUUUGUUACUUCCUUUUUCUUCUUUUUCUGUUUCCUGAAGAUGUUGUAUAUUCACUCAGCUGCGCAGACACACAUCCUCCAGAGGCUUUCUAUGUCUGCCUGGAUUGACAAAGGGAGCUCUAGAAGAUGAAAAGACCUUGUGAACCAAACCUGCAGGUGGUGGCUCACUUGCCAUCUAUGAAAAUGCCUUUUUUGCCAUCAGAAAUCUUUUUCAGUUGCAGUUUAUCUUGUGUGGACAGAAAUAUGUGUAUUAGACUUUUAUUUGUAAUGUUUGUCCUGACGAUUUCUCUUUUAACACAUAAUGGGGAAAAUGCCAAAUGACAUCAAGCCAUUCUGGAUAGUAUUUUGUUAAAAUUAUUUGAUGGUAUUGACUGAUAUAAAAUGGCAAGAGGUGAUGUUUUUAAAUUACAUUUAUAAAAGUAUUAUAUUAAUAUGAGACCAUUUUAAGAGCUCUAGACCAGUGGUUCUCAACUGGUUUUGCUUCAGGACCCAGAUUUUACAUUGGACAUAAAGUGGCGACCCAACACAGUUCCAAAAUUGUUUAUGGGUCGAUGACGUGAUGCUCAUUUUUUGUCCAGAUCUAUUAAAUUAUUCAAAAAUACAUUAAAAAUACAAUUCUUACAAAACAAUUACUUGAAUACACCUCCUCCUUGAUGAACAUGUUUUCAGUUACUGAGUUCAUUUUGAUGUUUUCAUGUGGUGUAACUGUCCAGAAAUGGUUAAAAAGUCCCAUUUAAAAGCUGAAAUUCUUGAAAAAAAUAUAUAUUGGUACUGAAGAAUAAUAUUUUAUGAUUUCUAAAAAAAAAAAAAAAGAAAGCUGUGAAACAAUUUUAUUUUAAAAUGAUACAUUUUUCUAAAACUUUUGUCAUGUGAUGUAACCAACAUGUAGGUUCAUGUGACAAAAAAACAAAACAGACUGUUUGUGAAGUGGAAUUUUUAGGGGCCAAGCACUGAAAGUGUGUAGGCACCUAUUGUAUUCGUUCAAGUUCUUAUUCUUCUUCUUCUUCCACCAUUAAAGUCUAUGGCAGCCCAUUGAACCGUACAUUGUUAUGAAAUUUGGCACACAAAUAGAGGAAUUUACUCUAACUCCAAUGCUGUAGCGCCACCAACUGUUCAAAGUUGCACUUAUGUUUAUGCUCAUAACUUUUGAACCGUAAGACCUAGAAUCAAAAUUAUACAAACAGAGUCGAAUGCACACUAUUGUUCCGCCAUUUCGAAUUUUCCAAAAUAAAUACUUUUUGGAACUCCUCCUAAACCGUAACUCCAAAUUGCAUGAAAUUUGUUGUGUAUCAUCUAGGGACACUGGGGACAAAAAUGUAUUAAAAGCUUUAUGAUAGACCAAACAGUUCUCGAAUAACACUUCAACGAAUUUGACGGCAAGCAUGCCAAAAUGGUCAUGAGGCUGUAUCUUUGCCACACUUAGGUGUAUUGAUACCAAACUUGAUAUAUGUCAUAGCCAUCAUGAUUUGAGGGUACCUGCACAGUUUUGGGACAGCACCACCUAGUGGUCAUGAAAUAUGAAAAAUAGCUAUAAUAAUAAUAAAUAACUUCUGAAUAGUUUGACCUAACAUUAUGAAGCUGGUCUCUUUAGAUUACUUGGAGCAUACCGAGUUGAAUGAUUGAUGCAUGCCAAUUUUCCUAUGUCGGCCAUUUUGGGCAUCUGCCAUUUUGAAUUUUGACGUAAAAUGCUGUAUUUUAAAAAUUUCUUGCCGUACUUUUAUGAAACUCGGUAUGCAUAAUCGACACUAUGUCCUGAGCGUACCUGUAAAGUUUUGGGCCAGCGCCACCUUGUGGUCAAAAUGUAUAUUGAAAUGUAUAAAAAUUAUUAUAAUGUUUGAUUAUUUUUGCCUAUUAUCCUGUCACUGAUUCCUUUGGUCAUGCCGAAAACACUGAUACCAAAUUUCGGCCAUACUUCCUGUCCGCCAUUUUGACUUUUCAUUGAAAACUUAAUUUUUCGAACUCCUCCUGGGCCAUUUGCACAAAAGUUUUUUUUUUUUUUUUUAAUCAUCUAGGGACACACAACAAAAUGUUAUCAAAAGCUUUUCUAUAGACAAAACGAUUUUCGAAUAGCACCAACGAAUUUGAUGGCAAGUCACCAAAAAGCAUCUGAGGCUGUAUCUCUGCAACACUUUACUGUUUUUUCAUUAAACUUUGAGUGUGUCAUAAUAACCACACCCUGACCUUACCAUGCAAACUCGGUGACUGCGCCACCUAUUGGUUAAAAUUGUUUAUUAAUUGUAUUUUAAUUUGAGCAAUUCUACCUAUGUUUUUUUAUGCUGCUUUUCUUCAUAAUAAAUGAUGUCCAGUGACACUUCCGUACGUUAUAUACAUUGGAGUGCUUGGCCCUGCAAUUGCUGCUUGCGUCUAUAUUUUAUUAGUAGUAUUAUGUCAUAUCAUUAAAUAUUAAUAUUUUGGCAUUUUUAUGAAAAGGAACAUUUUGUUCAGGUCCCUGAGAAAACAUGUUAUUCUUUCCUGAUAUUUGUAAAACAAUAUAUAUUUUUACCUUGAAAAAUAUAUUUGAAAAUGUUUUUGAAAUAAAUGAUUAAGUUCAUUUCAUAUAAGGUGCAAGGAAAGUAUUUUAAUACCCUUUACUUGAUGGUUACACCACAUGACAUUUUUAAAGUCAUUAAAUUAUUAUUAUUAUUAUUAUUUUAAAUGCUAUAUAUAUAUAUAUAUAUAUAUUUAUUUAUUUAUUUUUCAAAUAUUUGUGAAACCAACUAACCAAAAUGGACACAAAUAUUGUGUUUCUACAAACUCCACACAAGUUUUAAACUAGAUUUUCAAAAGAUUUCUCAUUUUUAUCACCUCAGAUAACCUUAUUUGCCAAUGACGCUUAUACUUACACAAAUAGACAAAAAUGUCCCUUAAAUUUGCACAACAUGCACAUUGUGGAUAAUGUAGAGUUUGAUAUAUAUAUAUAUAUAUAUACACACACCGAUCAGCCAUAACAUUAAAUCCA